Molecule: messenger RNA, 2466 nt
Organism: Acipenser ruthenus (sterlet)
Lineage: Eukaryota; Metazoa; Chordata; Actinopteri; Acipenseriformes; Acipenseridae
Gene: riok1
Product: RIO kinase 1 (yeast)
Exons: 17
Coding region: 132-1847 (571 amino acids)
Biological process (GO): maturation of SSU-rRNA
Cellular component (GO): preribosome, small subunit precursor; cytosol
Molecular function (GO): protein serine/threonine kinase activity; ATP binding
Source: RefSeq, a predicted model, not a curated record
CGCGGUUUGUAUAUGUUCGUGUAAGUCUGAACUCUCUGAGUACCCGUAACCACGCUUAAUGUAGUUUUGCAGUACCUGCCAGUCAGGGGGAAUCGGGAAUUGUAUCUGUUGGUAAUAAACUAGUGGCUAGUAUGGCAAAUGAAGGAUUAUUGCUAACCGCGGUCGUUUCGGGGCAGUUUGAAGAUGCUGAUGUAUCUGACAGUGGGGACCCCAGUCCUGAUCAGAAGUCUGUUCCUGUAACAGCAGUGGAAAAUAAAGUGGACAAUCUCAGGUUGACAACUCCAGGGGAAGAUGGAGCUGACAAUGAAAGUGAGGAGGAAGAAGAAGAAGAGGAAGAGGAAGACUGGGACUGGGAUGACGCUGGGGGAGACCUCACCAAACGGUACACAGCUUCCAGGGGACACCACCAACAGGCAAACCGACAGAAUCCCAGUAACAAAACGCUGAAGAUGUCCACUCCGACAGACAAGGUCUUAAGAAAAUUUGAGCAUAAAAUCAAUCUAGAUAAACUAAAUUAUGCUGACUCUGUAAUAAAUCGAGUAACAGGAAAGUCAAGACAAAAGGAAGCAGAACUGUAUCGAGUUAAGGACAAGUCAGACAGAGCCACAGUGGAACAGGUUUUGGAUCCAAGAACUCGGAUGAUUCUCUUCAAAAUGCUGAGCAGAGGGGUCAUAUCGGAAAUCAAUGGUUGCAUAAGUACUGGCAAGGAGGCCAAUGUUUACCAUGCUACCACAGCACAGGGGGAAAGCAGAGCCUUAAAGAUCUAUAAAACUUCAAUUUUGAUCUUUAAAGAUCGGGAUAAAUAUGUCAGUGGUGAGUUUAGAUUUCGUCAUGGUUACUGUAAAGGAAAUCCAAGAAAAAUGGUCAGAACCUGGGCUGAAAAAGAAAUGAGGAACUUGAUUAGGCUACAAACAGCAAAAAUACCCUGUCCAGAGCCCAUUAUGUUGAGAGGUCACGUUCUUGUCAUGGCAUUCAUUGGCAAGAAUGAAAUGCCUGCUCCAUUGUUAAGGAAUGCGCAACUGUCAGAGUCCAAAUCCCGGGAGCUAUACCUGCAAGUGAUUCAGUACAUGAGGAGAAUGUAUCAGGAUGCAAGGCUGGUCCAUGCGGAUCUCAGUGAAUUCAAUCUGCUGUACCACAAUGGAGAAGUUUUAAUUAUUGAUGUAUCCCAGUCUGUGGAGCACGACCAUCCGCAUGCAUUGGAGUUUCUUCGGAAGGACUGUGCUAACAUUAAUGCCUUCUUCUGGAAGCAUGAAGUUCCAGUGAUGACAGUACGGGAGCUCUUUGAGUUUGUAACAGAUCCUUCAAUCACAAGUGAAAACAUCGAUGAAUAUUUGGAAAAGGCAAUGGAGGAAGCUGCUGAUAGAACAGCGGAGGAAAGAUCCAAUCGGGAUAAAGUAGAUGACGAGGUGUUUAAGAAUGCCUACAUUCCAAGAACGCUGACUGAAGUAACUAACUACGAGAGGGAUGUUGAUAUCAUGAUGAAAAUGAAAGAAGAGGAUACAGUCUUGAAUGUACAGCAUGAUAAUAUCCUGUAUCAGACAGUGACAGGACUAAGGAGGGAUUUGUCUGGAGUACAAAAGGUGCCUGCUCUUCUGGAAAGCAGAGCAAAUGGAGAUGAGAACUCCGGCUCAGCGGGUGAAGAGAGCUCGGAGUCUGGGUCUGAUGAGGAAGAGGAAGAGGAGGAGGAGGGGAUGCAUCCCAAAGACAUAGAACAGCAGUCUGAUUUAGACAAGAAGGAACGGAAAAAGGUGGCAAAAGAAGCACAGAGGGAGAAAAGGAAAAACAAGAUACCAAAACACAUCAAGAAACGAAGAGAGAAGGUGGUGAAAAUGAAAAAGGGCAAAUAAGACGUUGGGACUCUGAGACAAACUAUUUACUAGCAGUGAAGCUACAUGAGCAGAGGGGGUAGCUUGUAAUGUAUUUGCAGUUACACUCUGCUGGGUGGCUGCAUUUUUUUUAUCUUGAGGCUAGACUUUUUUUCUCCUUCAUACAAUUUCAAAUGUUUAUUUAACAUUAAGAGGCUUGUUACCACAAAAGCUAAUGUAUACAAAAACACCAAGAAUAUAAGCAGCAUCCAGGCUUAAAAAAUAUAUAUAUAUAUUAUUAAUUAGGGCUGUCAAGUGAUUUAAAAAAAUUAAUCAUGAUUUUAUCUUGAGAAUCAUGUUGGAAUAUAUUUGGCCAGAUUACAGUAUUUUCACUGUUCAGAUUUGUUUUAUCAAUGUUAUUAGUGUAGAAUUAAUACAGCAAACAUGAUUCGUUGGUACUCUGUUUUGUACUGCGCAGCUAAUGCUUCUGUGGCUUUACCUGGAAGUUACGUACUGUGACGUGGCUGAUAGCUCUUGGGACGAGGGGGAGAGAUCAUUACACGGGGUACUUUGAACAAGUUUCAUUGAGGGCUGUAUUCUAAUGCUGUAACUAAAAGCAACAAACCUGUCCCAAGGAAAUAAACAAUAUUGAAAGGAGAAA